Molecule: messenger RNA, 1012 nt
Organism: Paramecium sonneborni
Lineage: Eukaryota; Ciliophora; Oligohymenophorea; Peniculida; Parameciidae
Source: the annotation of a GenBank genome assembly
CAUCAAUAAUGUAAGCAAAUUUACCAGGUGGAAAUGGCCAUCUUAAAGAUAGUUUAAAAUUAAAUCAAAUUGUUUUUCUUGGAGCUCAUAAUGCACCUAUGUCUAAAUGCUAUGGAUGGGUUUAUGCUUAACAAAAUGUGUCAAUAACAGAAUAGUUUGAAAAAUAUGGAGCUAGACAUUUUAAAACUCCAUUGCACUGGCAUAUCUAAGAUGGCAUUCCAUAAGUAUAAAUAUUUAAUUUAUAAGAUUGUUGUUGCACAUGAAGGAGAUGGAGGUUCAAAUUGCAAACUUAGUGUUGUUUAGAGGGCUUUGAAAAGUCCAGAAAAAGCAAUAGAUCGUCUUAAAGAAUUGUUUAAUUUAGCAUAUAAAUAUCCAAAUGAAGUCAUGAUUGUAAAGCUUGAAAGUAAACUGUUAUAUAAUACUAAAAAUAAUGGCACAUUUGGAUGGGAUCGAUCUUUGAUCACUGCAAUGUUACAUAGUUUAAUAGUUGAAUUAAAAGGAGAUUAAAGAGCUAUAACAUUUUAAGAAAAUAAUCCUCCUACUUUAGGUUGGUGUAGGCAGAACUAAAAGAAUAUUUUAAUCACAAUUGAACCAAGGGAUUAGGUUUGUGAAGAGUUAUUAAAUUAUACAUAUUAUUCCUACAAAGUAUGUGGUUAAGUAGAUUGGGAAACUGAUCCCUUAGAAGAUGUUAAAACAGGUAAAGUGGCUAGAGGUGUAACAAAUAAUCAUGAUGGAUCUAUUUGGUCACCAUUCUUAGAAAUUCAUCUAAACCCUGAAAAUUCUUUUAAGUAAAUAUUUUGAGAUAAACUUAAGACCUGAUUUCUAAUACAGAACCAAAUAUAAUUUCUACCAGCAUGUUAAAAAGCGUUUUUUACAAUAUUAUCAUCAUUGCAGAAAGAUGCCCAAUUUUAUUGUUGCUGAUUUUAUUGAUUAAGGAGAUGUUUCAAUGUUUGUAGAUGAUGUUAAUAAUAAUAUCAAUGAAAAUGAUGGCUUUAAGCCAGAAUUAUUUUGA